AUGUCAUUCCAAGACAAGAAUCCUGAUGAGGAAUAUUCAUUCCCGCAAGCGGAAUUACCGCCUUAUUCCGAUAUUUCAAACACCGUCGAUGAAGAGAAACAAUCAUUUUUAAAUGACGACAAAAAAGAAAAUUAUGAAAAUUCACCAAGCCUUAAAGUUGCACGUAGUUCUGAUAAAUUGAAACGUUUUUGUCAAGUAUUUUCCUUGAUUGGUGUCUUAUAUUUGGUUAAUUUUGUCUAUUUAAACUUCAGUGACUUUCAAAAUGGAUUAAGUCGUUAUAAUUUCAAUUUGGGUUGCAAUAAACCCCCAACAAAACCAUUAGAACAACAUCCAAUUUUCAGAAACUUGAUUGAUAUUGUUGACACCAGUUAUUCAGAAGAAGAAGGUGAAGAUAUUGCAUCUAAAGGUAAACAGAUUAUCAGUGUUACAAAUCCAUUUGUUCCAAAGCCAUUCUACGGAAAAUCCGUGUAUUCAUCCAAGUUGCUCCAUCACAAAUUCGGAAACAGUUGGGGAAAACCAGCAGUUGUUAAUUUCACUGUUCCAACCAAUAUUUCAUUUGAAGCUGUUGUGUUGACUUUACAUACUGAGGUUGAUGGAGUACAAUUUGACAGAUUAGCCAAUUUGUUUGUUGAUGGAGUUCAAGUCUGGAGAACAUCUACUAUUGAACCAAGUGGCCGUAAAAAAUUCAGUGAUUUCAAGAAGGAUAUCAGUAAAUACUCCAAGCUUUUCAAGAAGGAUAAUGUUCAGAUUUUGUUCCAGUUGGAUAACUUGUUGACUGAUAAAUUG
This is a messenger RNA of Candida tropicalis MYA-3404, 786 nucleotides long. RefSeq lists its product as uncharacterized. The annotation marks the transcript as partial. The transcript has a single exon. NCBI's taxonomy places the organism in Eukaryota, Fungi, Ascomycota, Pichiomycetes, Serinales, Debaryomycetaceae. The record is from RefSeq and is a predicted model, not a curated record.